AUGAAUCCAGAUAUUCAAAAAAGAAAUACUAUAAACGAAAAAUCAGCUAAUAAUUUUAAUACCACAAAUACGAACAACGUCACGGAAACAGAGCAAUUCAACGAGAAAACCUUUUCCUCUCAACAAGAUGUAAUAAACGAAAAACAAGAGUUGCAUCAUCAAAAACAAGAAGCUCAAGAUGAAAAUCAUCAUUUUGCAACUAAUCAGUUUGGACUUGAUCGUCCUGUAACCGUUAGUGAUGUUCUCGAAGGAAAAAUAACGCUCCCAUCUCCUAUCAGAAAAAUAAAUAAACCCCUCGAAAAGAAUCAUAAAGGUUCGAGUGAAAUAAAAGAGAGGAAUGAAAAAAGGAGGUUGUCAACAACAGAUUCUAUGCAAGAAUUUCUUGAAAUUCCCGAUUACAUUCCGGGAGAUUUUGAGAGAGAAAUAGAAGAAGAAAACCAUGAACAAUUUAGUUAA
Funneliformis geosporum is the source of this 456-nucleotide messenger RNA. The record is from the annotation of a GenBank genome assembly. Lineage: Eukaryota; Fungi; Glomeromycota; Glomeromycetes; Glomerales; Glomeraceae.